Messenger RNA from Knipowitschia caucasica, 1053 nucleotides. Lineage: Eukaryota; Metazoa; Chordata; Actinopteri; Gobiiformes; Gobiidae. The record is from the annotation of a GenBank genome assembly.
AUGACCGCCGCUUACCCUUCAGCGCCUCCUUCUGGCAUGUUUGGAAGUGUUCCUGGAUAUGAGGGCAUUGGAGGAGGAGGAUUCCUGCCCCCCCCUGUGCCUCUGGAGCCCCUCCCACCUCCACAGCCUGGCCCCGCCCCCGAUGACUGGACGAUCCCUUCUCUCUCGGAGGACGAGGCACAGGAGGCCUUUAAGAGUUUUGCCUCCGGCCACUGCUGCUGGAGCUCCGCCCCCGCCAAGGACGGUGUCAUCACCGGGAUACAGGCGUACAACACGUACAGGUAUCGUUUGGAGACCUACACUGAGUCCAGAUCCACAGAGUGGGCCCAGAAACCACACGAGGGUGAAGCGGCUGACUUCUACACUCAGCCCGCCCCUCGGCCCUGGGAGGUGGUGGCCACGCCCCCAAGUAACUUCACCAAUCAGAAGCAAGAGAUUAGAGUACCUUUUACUGCCUCUGUCAAGGACUGCUCCGAGUGCCGUGCUUCUGGGACGAAGCCGUGUGAGACCUGCAAAGGAGACGGGAAGAAAAACUGUUGGGUUUGUUCUGGAGCCGGAACUAGAGAUGGACAGAACUGCAGCCGCUGCAACGGGACCGGAUCUGAGAGAUGUGACUCGUGUGAUGGACGUGGGACCUCUGACUGUGACGUCUGCAAAGGGAAGAGACGGAUGCUGGCGUACAUCAAACUCACUGUGGAAUGGAAGAACCAGUGCGAGGACCAUGUGGUUCAUCAGGAGUCUGGACUGAAUUCUGAGGACCUGAAGAGUGUCCACGGGAAACAGCUGUUCACCAACUCUGCUUUUAUGCUCUAUCCUCUGAUGGGAUUCCCAAACGCCGCAAUUUCUGAAGCUUCAGCUCGAAUGAUUCAAGAUCAUCAGACCAAAUACUCUCAGAACGGGAGGAUCCUGCAGCAAAGGCAGACAGUGGAGCUGAUCCCAAUCUCCAAAGUCUCGUACAAAUGGAAAGGAGACACCCACAACUUCUACGUCUACGGCAACGAGCGUGGUGUGAGCGCGGACUACCCGGCAACCUGCUGCUGUGCCGUCAUGUGA